AGUUAUAAACUUUGAAUCUUAUACCAAAUUAAAAAAUGGAAGAAAUCUACGAAAGUGAACAAGAAAUCAAUAAUCAAGCCAUCGUUGCUACUCUUUACGAGGCAUUAGCCAGGGGAAACACCAAAAAUGUAGCUGGAAUCCUAGCCACCGACCUCGAAUGGUGGUUCCACGGGCCUCAAAAUUGUCAUCACAUGAUGCGAAUGCUGACCGGAGAGGCUAUACAUACCGAGUUCAAGUUUGCUCCUAGAAGCAUUACUCCUAUUGGUGACGAGAUAGUGGUGGUUGAGGGGUAUGAGGGAGCAAACGUAUACUGGGUACACGUUUGGGCUCUCAAAGACGGGUUGAUCACCCAGUUUAGGGAGUAUUUUAACACAUGGUUGACGGUUAAGGAGUUGAAAGUAAGGCCCGUUGGGUGGCCAUUUGGUUGGGCAGGGAAGGAUAACCGAUCUACCGUUUGGAGGAGCCAACCUCGAGAUCUUUUCCGACGGUCCUUACCCGGGCUAAUGCUUGCCAUUUGAUCAAUAAUAAUGGUGGGAUUAAUUGGUGCCUGUCACAAAUUACCAAUGCAUUCCUAACUAUCUUAUACUCGUAAUUGUUUGCCACCAUAUAAAUAUAAUUAUUACGUGUAUGUGAAGUCCGUUAGUAAACGUGUGACAUUUUAUCGCAUUCAUAGGACAAUUGCCGUAUUUGCAUUUCGAACAAACAUAUGGAUAAUAAAGAUACGUAUGAAUUCUGUUGUAAA
Molecule: messenger RNA, 742 nt
Organism: Erigeron canadensis
Lineage: Eukaryota; Viridiplantae; Streptophyta; Magnoliopsida; Asterales; Asteraceae
Product: wound-induced protein 1-like
Exons: 1
Coding region: 36-518 (160 amino acids)
Source: RefSeq, a predicted model, not a curated record